CCAAAGUAAAAAUCACCAGAUUUAGAAAUCUCUCUUUUUUAUUCGAUGCUUGCAAAGCGGGUGGUGGGGAGACCCAAAACGAUCACAGCGCUUGCUACGGUUAAAAAUAAAACCAUCGGAGCUGAGGGCCUCGAAAUUUCGAUUCCUGCCUCUCAAAUCAAUCGUUGCAUAUUCGGGCGAUAGAGAGGGAAAUACAAAAAUGACGAUUUCUGUUUUUCGCGAGAGAGCUGUCAGUACCCCUAGUGUAAAUAAAUUCGAUUUUGAAACGUGACGUACGCGUUUGCGUUUAGUCUCAUUUUGUAUUGGAUUUAGAAAGAGCGCGCCAAGCGGGACGUUUUGGAAACUCAAAAUCCUAUACAAAAUGAGACUUAACGCAAACGCGUUCGUCACGUUAUGAUGUCGAUAAAAUUUACACUAGGGGUACAGAUGUAAGGUUUUGCAGUAAACAUUGAUUGUUUUUAAGACAAAUAUGGUCCUAUCAAGACGUGUUGCAAAUUGUAACAACAUUAACUGUCUCUGGCGAAAUAUCGUGCCGUUGGACAAUGGAGCCGCGUACGCGCAGAAAGUCGCACGAACCCUCUACGCGGGCGCUCAGUUCGCGCGCGGCUUGCCAAAAGGGAACACUCAAAACAAACAACUGAUUAUAGUGCUGUGUAUACUAUGGAUUAUAGUAGUGUGUGAAGUGUUUUUUUUUGUGUUUUGGAUUGAAGAGGGUAAUUUUUUUAAUAUUCCUUCCUGUUGCGUUUUUUUUAUGGUAGCUUGAUGCGUUGAACAGGGCACAUCUCAGUAAUUGUACUGUUAAAAGGGUUAUUAGUUGAAGAUGAGAAGUCAAAUCCGCGUAGCUCAAUGGCCGAUCAAGAGUUACUGUCGGCAGGUCACCACCAGCGCCAAGCACCGACAAGCGGCUGAUGGACCUUUGGACAGUGCCAAACUGCCAUCCCGGUCAUGCCCAGUGCAAGGCCACCGUGCCCGUUCCACACACGCAGCCCUGGACACUUCAGUGUUCGAGACAGUGACCCCUUCAUCCAUCAGACCCUGGGAGGAGGUUCCUGGACCUAAGCCUCUGCCGCUCGUUGGGAAUACUUGGAGAUUCGCGCCCUAUAUUGGUAAUUACUCAGUUGAACAUGUCGACAAAGUGUGCUUGUCGCUCCGAGAGCAGUAUGGGAAGUGCGUCAAGAUAGCAGGUCUACUCGGCCGUCCGGACAUGCUCUUUGUGUUCGAUGCGGGGGAAGUGGAAAGGGUGUUCAGAUCUGAAGACGGAGCCCCUCACAGACCAUCAAUGCCGUCGUUGAAUUAUUACAAGCACGUUUUGAGGAAAGAUUUUUUUGGUGCCGAAGAAAACUGCGCAGGAGUCAUUGCCGUGCACGGCGAUUCAUGGUCCGCGUUCCGCACAAAGGUCUCACGAGUGGCCCUAAGCACCAGUGCUGCCGCACAGUACACGGUAGCCGUUAGUGAAGUCGCAGACUCCUUUAUAAACAGAUUGCGUGAAAUCAGAAAAGAGGACAAUGAAACGCCAGAGGACUUUUUAAAUGAAGUUCACAAGUGGUCUUUAGAAUCUCUCGGUCUAAUAGCCCUAGACACUCGCCUAGGCUGCUUCCACGCGUCCUCUGGCUCAGAAAGCCAGCGUCUCAUCGACGCUGUCAACACAUUCUUCCUUUGCGUCGGACAACUGGAGCUGAAGGCACCCUGGUGGCGAUUGUGGAAUACUAGAAUGUUCAAGCAAUAUGUCAACGCUCUUGACACUAUCCUCAGUGUAACUCUAAGCCACGUGGAGAGAGCACUGGAGGAGAGCAAGGCCAGCUCGAGCAAGUCUCUUCUGCAGGAUUUGGUGGCUGCAGCCGGCACCAGGGUUGCUGCUGUGGCCGCUUUGGAUAUGUUCUUAGUAGGAAUAGAUACGACUUCAAACGCCGUGGCUUCAAUUCUCUACCAACUGUCGCUUAGGCCACAUAUACAAGAUAAAAUCUACAGUGAGGUCUCACAAGUACUUCAAGGACGGAAUCUGAGGCCCGGAGAUAUCAACCAAAUGCCGUACCUAAAAGCGUGCGUUAAGGAAGUUUUAAGAAUGUAUCCAGUGGUCAUCGGGAAUGGUCGACAACUUACUAAGGAUACAAUUAUCUGCGGGUACAACAUUCCCAAAGGGACGCAAGUGAUUUUCCAACACUACGUAAUGGGCAACAGCGAAGAAAACUUCACCAACGCCGCCGAGUUCCGUCCAGAGCGCUGGCUCAAGCGCUCGCCGCUGGACAAACACAGCGCCUUUGCGUCGCUGCCGUUCGGCUUCGGCCGGCGCAUGUGUCUCGGCAGGAGGUUCGCCGAGCUGGAGAUACACACCGUCAUUUGUAAGAUGGUGCAGGCGUUCAAAAUGGAAUACCACCAUGAGCCUCUAGACUACCACAUUCAUCCUAUGUACACACCGAACGGACCUAUUCGGAUCAAGAUUAUUGACCGUGAAACCACCGUAUGAGGGCGCAAGCGUAUAAUAUAGACCCAUCUAAGCAAGGGCUUUCCAAACAUAUCUAAAAAGAAAACAAUAAUAGUUAGGUAGGCAGGGCUGCCAGAUCGUAUAAUUCGAUACGAAUUUCGUAUAAUUGGACUGUUUAUCGUAUCUAUUCUGUAUAGGUAGUCAUUCGGUAUAAGUGGAUACGAAAAAACAGGUAUGGUUAUUUCGUAUUUUUAUUUCAACGCGGGAUUAACAGAGACGGAUUGCCAACUUAACAAUACGAUACGGUGACGGUUUGAGGGGUUUUUCUCUUUAGACUUCAGAGUCUAAACCCAUCAAAUGGUCAGCCAUUUGAUGGGUUUUGAUGCUUUUUGGGCUGUGUUUUGGCACUACUUAUUAAGAGAUUUUAGUUAUUACUUACUAAAUACAAGUCGGUUUUUGAAGUAUGUAUAAUAAUAAAAAUGCAUAUAAUCGUUUUCGUAUAAUGCAAUCGGAUUUCGUAUAAUUUUUGACGUUGGACUGUAUAAUCAAGAUUUAUGUACUGGCAGCCCUCCUCUGGACUACCACAUCCUAUGUACACACUGGACGGACCUAUUCGAAUCAAGCUUAUUGACCGUGAAACAAUCCUUUGACCAAGGGUAGACCCAUCUAGUGUCUUGCAAAUAUAUCUGGAAAAAAACUAUAGGUAGGUUAUAUGGAAUUGAGCUAAUUUCACGGUUUAAGGGUCCCCAGCAAGCUCGGUUCUGCAUACAAACGUAGUUACGCAAUCAUUUUAAAAGGAAUAGCUAGAUUGCUCUGAAACUUUGUAUUUACAAUAUGAUAAGGUAGUCCCCGGCAAGUUCCGCCGAAUUUCAAUUUCUCAUACAAACGGAGUUUCGUUCUCAUAUCAAAACUACAUGUUGGAUUGUAAUGAAACUUUACAUACAAUGACAUGAGGGAAAUAAUAAAAGGUUGAAACUAGUUUAUAUUUCUCCAUCUUAUAAAACAAACGAAAUAGAGCAAAAACAAGUUUUGUAUGAAAAUCUUAAAUUCGCUGUAUUUUUUAACUAUGUUAUUUGAAGCUACAUAAAGUAAUUAAAGCUCUAGGAUAUACCUUAUUCUAUUGUACAUACAUAAAAAGUUUCAGAUCAAUCUAUCAAGUCGUUUUAAAAUAAGAGCGUAAGGUUUUAUCCUUGUAUUAAAUUCUAGACUUUAAAUUGUUUGUUUAUUAAAUAAAAUAAAAAAAAACUACGUUUGCAUGGAGAAACGAGCUUGCUGGGGACCCUUAAAUACUCAAUAGUUUCGAAAGUUUUUUUGGCGCAGUUUCGUAAAAAUGUGUCGAGCGAGUUCCCUACAAGGUACGAAAUGGUAUCUACUGAAGUUAUAUUCUUUGAAUGUACCUGCUUUGUAGUUACGGCAAAUACGUAAAUUAUGGAAGGUGGAGGUAAGGAAUGGAAUCUCCGUGUACCAAAAAGUGUCAUCAAAAAACCUUAAAUAGGUGGCGCUACAAUACCUAGAAUACUAGAAAAAAAAACAAAUCAUAGACAGCGCACUCCACUCCGACAAUAACGCAUAGGUUCUUAGCUACUCUAGCGCUACUCUGGAGAGAUUUGGAACUAUUAUUUAUAGCUCUGACAGCUGGACACUUUUGCAACAGCCACCACACCAUAAGAGAUUUCACUCCUUUUAAUUCCACACUCCAUAACGUAAUAGUACAUUACGAUACAAGUGCGAAAAAUAGGAAAUUCGAAACGAGUGGCGAUAAAUUAAAACACGACCGAAGGGAGUGUUUUAAAUCGACACGAGUUGCGAAUUACCUAUUCGCACAUGUAUCGUACAACGUUUUACAGUACAUAUGUCCCUUUAAAUGUUCGACACAGUAACAUAAUAUGCUACUUCUCGCACUAGUGCUAUAAAGUAGCCCCAUAUGUACUGUAAAUGUAAUUAUUAUGAUUUUGACAUUAGGUAUUUGUCGUAUUCGGUAUUGUAUGUUAUUAUAUUCUUAAUUAUAUUUUUGAUUGGAA
Molecule: messenger RNA, 4443 nt
Organism: Cydia pomonella (codling moth)
Lineage: Eukaryota; Metazoa; Arthropoda; Insecta; Lepidoptera; Tortricidae
Gene: CYP49A1
Product: probable cytochrome P450 49a1
Exons: 13
Coding region: 821-2464 (547 amino acids)
Molecular function (GO): iron ion binding; oxidoreductase activity, acting on paired donors, with incorporation or reduction of molecular oxygen; heme binding
Source: RefSeq, a predicted model, not a curated record